UAUCGAAUGUUUGCCAGCUCUAGGUCUCAAAAUAUAAACAAAUGUGAACAUAUUUCGAAACUGGCGUAAUAAAGUUUAAAUAAAUUAUGGACAAUAACGUAGGCCGCUUAACCGAGGAAUCUAUAAAACGCAAGGAGCGCCUUCAAAAACUGCGUGAGCAAGCACAAAAUAAAGGGGGAGAUGCCGCAGAGUCCACUGAGAACUUGCCGAAACCUAUUUUCCGCAGCUACAAGCCACAAAACGAGAACACCACCGGCGAAAUUCUGGCCCAGGAGCCGACGGGUAGCAUCGAAACCGCCGUGGAGGACCAGCUGAGUCUACUGCAGCAGCCAAUGGUGAUCGACGAGAUUGAUAUAACCAAUCUGGCGCCGCGAAAGCCGGACUGGGACCUUAAGCGCGAUGCCAGCAAAAAGCUGGAGCGAUUGGAGCGACGCACUCAGAAAGCAAUUGCUGAACUAAUACGUGAGCGUCUGAAACUGAACCAAAUUGAGGACAUUAGCCAGGCGGUGAACGUGGCCACUGCCCAUGCGGGAGAAAGUGUCCAGGAGGAUUAUGACUAGAGCCGAACAUCUACAUUUACUGAACACGUACAAUAUAAAAUAAUAAAAAUAACGAGAAACGAGUGCUCCUAGCACUAUGCUUAA
Molecule: messenger RNA, 644 nt
Organism: Drosophila serrata
Lineage: Eukaryota; Metazoa; Arthropoda; Insecta; Diptera; Drosophilidae
Product: coiled-coil domain-containing protein 12
Cellular component (GO): post-mRNA release spliceosomal complex; U2-type spliceosomal complex
Source: RefSeq, a predicted model, not a curated record